AUGUCGGAGGACGCAGCAUCAGUAAAGCCCCCCAAGAGGUCUGCCAAGGAGCACCCCCAGGCGCUCAUCUCGAAAUUCUGGCAAAAGUUCCACCACAAGAAUCCCGGAAAGAUCACUUCCAUCUUCCCUAGAGAUCUCUACAAGACAGUAGCCGCGAAUCUCGCACCAUCCUCUAUCGGCGUGCGUAAUGCUGCCCAGAGCUAUGAGAUUGCUCGGUCCAAGUGCCUCGAAAUGGUUAGGAAGGCUGUAGCUCGCUGCGAGAGCACUAAUUCCAAAUUCAUUGACCAGGAUUUCGAGAUCGAGAGUGACCACUAUCUGCAGACGCAUCACUGCCUUCGUGGCUUGGUGAGGUCUUGUGAAUAUUCCUAUGAGCCCGGCUCUGUCCAUCGUGUGUCUUGGAUCUUCGACAAUCCUCAGUUUACCGUGGACGGUUUCUCUGGAUCUGAUAUCAAGCAGGGUUAUCUCGGCAAUUGCUGGUGGCUUGCUGCAAUAGGCAAUAUAGCCCAUCGUAAAGACCUGAUGAACAAGAUUUGUGUGGCUCGUGAUGAGGAAUGUGGCGUCUAUGGCUUUGUAUUUUUCAAGGAUGGAGAGUGGAUUCCUACGAUUAUCGAUGAUAAUCUCUAUCUGAAGGAGGUGGACUAUGGCAAGGACGAGGAGGUAUAUGAUGUUACUGGAAAGAAGGCCAAGCAAUGGAAGAAGAACAAGCAGACUGGGUCUGAGGCUCUCCCGUUCGCAUCGUGCGCUGAUGAGAACGAGACAUGGUUGCCUCUGCUUGAGAAAGCCUAUGCCAAGGUUCAUGGCGAUUAUGAAGCUCUUGUCGCCGGCUGUGUUGGAGGCGGUGUUGAAGAUAUGACCGGCGGUGUCUCAAGUAUGGUUCUCACCACUUCUAUCCUACGUAAGGAAAAGCUUUGGCGCGAGCUGCUUCAGGCCGACCAAGAUGAUGGCGAGUUCGUGUUUGGCCUUUCUCCUUCGUAUAGCCCAUGGGUUGGAGAUCAGAACGGCAUCGUUCUAGGUCAUGCUUAUUCAAUCAUCCGGGCGCUUGAGGUAACUGACGAGAAUGAAAACAAGAUUAAGCUUGUCAAGAUCAGGAACCCAUGGGGUGAAACGAUGCGCGGUGAAGGAGAGUGGCAUGGCCCCUGGUCGGACGGGUCCAAGGAAUGGACUGGAGACAUGCUGAGAAAGCUUCGCCAUGAGUUCGGUGAUGAUGGCGUUUGGUGGAUGACGCUUGAUGAUAUGCUCCAAAACUUCCAGCGGGUUUAUCGAACCCGUUUAUUCGACGCGAGGUGGACAGUUGCUCAGCAGUGGACGAGCCUCCCAAUCGCAUGGGUUGCUGGUUAUCACAAAACGAAGUUCGUCAUCAAUGUUCAGGAGGAGGGUCUUGCAGUCAUUGUCUUGUCAAAGCUUGACGAACGAUAUUUCCAAGCCCUGGCCGGUCCGUACGACUUCACUAUGAACUUUAUCGUUCUGCCCUCUGGGUCAGACGAGGCCAUUGCAGAAGCGCGAUCCAGCAAGCUCGAUAGCAAUGAUCGGUCUGCCAGUUGCGAGAUAUUCCUCCAGCCCGGGAAGUAUGAUGUGAUUCCCAGGGUCCUUGCAGAGCGUUCCAAUUUGCCGCCCGUUGAAGAUAUCGUCAAGGAAUACUCUACUGCUGAUCCCCUUAAGCUUCAGCAGAAGGGGCUGCUAUACGACAUCGCUCACGCUAAGGUUGGAGUUUUAGACGAGGAUGAAGCAUAUGUAAAGAAGAGGCAAGAGGAGAAGGAGAAGGAGAAGGCGAAGAAGAAGAAGGAAAAGGCAGAAGAGGCGGAGAAGGAUCAAAUGAAGCAGGCGAUGGAUCAGAUGACGUCCGCCAUGGCAGCGAUGCAGGUGGAGCUCGAUAAAAAGGAGAAAUCAAAGGACGAGGAAGAGAAAAAAGACAAAGAAAAGUCUAAGGAAGGAGAAAAGAAGAGUGGAACUACCUCGAAAGAUGAGAAGAAGGAAGGUGAUUCGGACUCCAAGGCUACGCCUUUUUCUGGUGAAUCUGCAGCACCCUCGGCAGCAAACAAUGAAGGGGGAAAGAAGGAGGAAAAGUCAGAAGAGAAGAAGGAAGAGAAGGAAGAGAAAAAGGAAGAGGAAGAUAAGGAAGAAGACGAGUCGUUCGACGAGGAGGAGGACAAGGCUAAAGAGAAGGCCGGUGAGGAUAAGGAUGAGGACGAUGAUGAGAAUGAGGAUGAGGAAGAGGAUGACAGCGAUGACAGCGAUGAUGAUGAUGAGGAGGAGGGCAAAUUACCUUGGAAUGCUGUAUGUGUCGCAGGUCUGCGCGUUUACUCGGAGGACAAGAACAUUUCGGUCGAGGUUGUGCAAAGCGAAGAAUGA
Messenger RNA from Clonostachys solani, 2349 nucleotides. The record is from the annotation of a GenBank genome assembly. NCBI's taxonomy places the organism in Eukaryota, Fungi, Ascomycota, Sordariomycetes, Hypocreales, Bionectriaceae.